GAUGUGGGUAUGGCAAAGAUUAUUUUAAAGUGCAUCGAAACUCACUAUAAUGGUGUGUACCCGAAUUGGAGUUCGAUUCCACUUAACACUCAAGGGCAGAUGUUCAACGAAUUUAAGAAAUAUUAUGUAUGGGCUCCCGAACAUGAGGAAGACGUUUAAGUGAACUUCAAGCUUAAAGCUUCAAAGUUGCUUUCUAGCACAUUUUGUGACUGUCGGAGAGAAAACAAAAUUCCCAAGUUUAUGUUACCGGAUCGAUGGGCUCUGUUACUGGAACAUUGGAGUACUGAUGAAAAAUUUAAAAAGAGGAGUGAGAUUGGAAAGAUGGCUCGCGCAUCAGAAAAGGGAGGCUCUUUGCACACUGAUGGAGCUAUUAGCCAGGUUACUAGGAAGGAAAGAAUGGAAAAAGAGUUGGGUAGGCCGGUAGCUGUAGCAGAGAUGUUCAAGGUUACUCACGUUAAGAAGAGUACGAACCCCACAGAAGAAGAAAGAUGGAUUGAGCCACGUGCUCAAGAGACAUAUGUAUAUACGAAUAUCUCAGGAAUAUCGUAGUACCUACCUCUUGAGAAUCAGGACAUACCAUUUACACAAGAAGAAAACGAGAAUCUUUGGAAACAGAAUGCUGGUGAACCGAGUAGAGGUUCAGUCUACGGCUAUCCCGAAAAGGCGUAUCAAAAGAAGAAGUCUUGGUAUUGUGGUUCAUCAUCCUCAAGCUUCGAUGGCGGGGAUAGAGAGACAAUAUCUGCAAUGGAGAGUAAGAUAGCUUAUCUCAAUUUCGAGCUUGCUGUUGUAGCCGAAAGAGAGAAGAUGAGAGAAGAAAGAGAGAAGAAGAGAGAAGAGGAGAUUGCGACAACAAAUGAGGUAGAGAACGCGAGGUAUGAAACACUUCAGGCCCAACUAACUUUUCUUUUUGAAUCAGGAAAUAUUCUUUCUCCAUGUCCGGCCAGCAGUGAUGGAUCUGAUCAGGAGGCCGGUGAUGAGAAUGAUAAGUCUGAUAAGGAGAGUGAGGGUGAUGAGAGUAGUUGUAUCUAUUUGACAUUUUAGACUUCUAUAUUCUUGAAAUUGUUUGAUCGUAUUUUAGUUUAUUUUGAAGUUGGAUGAAGUUUAUUUUGAAAUAGUUUAAUGUAUAUGUUGAAAAUAUUGUGUUG
Solanum stenotomum is the source of this 1145-nucleotide messenger RNA. RefSeq lists its product as uncharacterized. The transcript is spliced from 4 exons. Bases 241 to 549 code for a protein of 102 amino acids. The record is from RefSeq and is a predicted model, not a curated record. Lineage: Eukaryota; Viridiplantae; Streptophyta; Magnoliopsida; Solanales; Solanaceae.